GCUGCAGCAUCAGCGGCAACAAAAGUGUCGACAAAUCGGGAUCUGUUUGAUGCCCUGUGCCUCCUAUCUUCACAGACAGCAGCAGCAGCAGCAGCGCUGCAGCUACUUCCUACUCCACCAGGCCCCCUCUCCGCAUUUCAGGGCCCGCUGGCAGAUGCGUGGUUUCUUGGCUAUGAAGUUCAUUGCUGCCGCUUGUCUUUAUCUCCAUAUCAGGUACAGCAACGCCUGCAAGGCUUACUUGGGACCUCAUUUCUAAGGGCUUGGGGAGGAUCCGCUGCCUUUUAUUUCAUGUCAUACGGAGAGAGUCGGGUCUCCUUGCUACAGCAGGCCUUCCCUCACCAAAAUCCCCACUGUAUUGCUGCUGCGGCAGAGGGGUUGAGGGGUAGCAAUUUACCGGUCAUAGAUGCUGUGGGGUUGCUACUAUUGUUGCAAGUAAUGCACCGGAGAGCCUUACAGAUUUAUGCCUUAUACGAACAGGGGCCCCAGAAGCCUCUCUCACAUCAGUUCUUCAUCGAUAUCCUGCUGGGGGCGCUUUCGCCUGCAGCUGCUGCCCGUGCUACUGCGCUAGAACACACGUUAAAGAACCAGCAGCGCUUCGUAGAUUUAUCAUUUGAGGACUUCGGGACUCUACUUUUGCUGGCCAGCGAUGACCCUCUUAGGGCUCUGCCCCUUCCAGAGAAGGGGGUAUUAAAUUGGGCCUUUGGGGGCAUUUUUGUGGCUGUUGCCACUACAUGA
Cyclospora cayetanensis is the source of this 735-nucleotide messenger RNA. RefSeq lists its product as uncharacterized. NCBI's taxonomy places the organism in Eukaryota, Apicomplexa, Conoidasida, Eucoccidiorida, Eimeriidae. The transcript is spliced from 2 exons. The record is from RefSeq and is a predicted model, not a curated record. The annotation marks the transcript as partial.